This is a messenger RNA of Sturnus vulgaris (Common starling), 1847 nucleotides long. Lineage: Eukaryota; Metazoa; Chordata; Aves; Passeriformes; Sturnidae. The record is from RefSeq and is a predicted model, not a curated record.
CAUGCUACAUAAUUUAAUGAAAACAUUAAAAUUAAUUUACUUUUUUUUUCUAUUCAGUACAUUUUUCUUAUACUUACAUUCAAACAGUGAUCCAGCAAUCCUUGCAUAUUUACGUCCUUCCAACUUGCCCAUCCUCUAAAGUUCAAGUAGCUGGUAUGAGUGACUCACUCAUCCACCCUUUUGAGAAUAUAAUAAUAGAAAUUCUUUAAAGCUUUGUGUUUUCAGCACAACAGCAUUCCGAUAUGAUCUAAGAAUCACAGAGACACCCUCUGGUCCCAGGAGGACUGGGGAACAGGUUUGGCUAGAAAAAAAGUUUUCCUCAUGUGAUGGGCACCCUACCAAUCACACAGCAUGAUUCUCAAGCAACCUGGGCUCUUUAAAAAGCAGCAGAGAUGUGAGAAAGGGGCCUUUUCAGCUUUGCAGCUUCUUUGAAGAAUUGUGAAGUCAGUGGCCCCAGCAAAAGAGAGGCACAAGUCCAAGUUGCAUGAAGAAUUAAAGAUGGCAAAAAAUGAUGAUUGUGUACACAUCUUGCAGGGUCUGUUAGUCUUUGGGAAUGUGGUCACUGGGAUGUGCGGCAUUGCCCUGACAGCAGAGUGUAUCUACUUUGUGUCUAAUCCCCAUGAUCUCUACCCUCUGCUGAAAGCCACAGAAAACAGUGACAUCUACACUUCUGCCUGGAUUGGCAUCUUUGUCGGCCUUGCACUCUUUGCCCUGUCUAUCCUUGGUAUCAUUGGAGUCAUUAAGGCCAGCAGGACCUUGCUGCUGGUGUACGUCAUUCUGAUGCUAAUCACUUUUGCAUUUGAAAUGGCUUCUUGCAUCACAGCAGCAACUCACCAAGACUCUCUCACUCCAGGGCUUUUCCUGAAGCAAAUGCUGGAGAGAUAUCAGAAAUCAGAGCCAGCCAAUAACAGUGACAAUGUGGUCACAAAGACAUGGGAUGAACUCAUGCUUCAGAACCACUGCUGUGGGGUGCUGGGCCCCUCUGACUGGCAGGAGUACACGUCUGCCUUCCGCGGCACGCACAGUGAUGCUGACUACCCCUGGCCACGGAUGUGCUGCGUCCUGGAUGCAAAAGGCCUUCCCAUCAACCUCGAUGGCUGCAAACUUGGAGUGUCUGGCUACUAUAACAGCAAUGGUUGUUAUGACACUAUUUCUGGGCCAGUGAACACACAUGCCUGGGGUGUUGCCUGGUUUGGCUUUGCCAUCCUCUGCUGGACUUUCUGCGUCCUCCUUGGCACCAUGUUCUACUGGAGUAGAAUUGAAUAUUGAAGGCCUGGCAUCCUCAGUUUUGUUCUGAAGAGCCGUGUGAAACUGCAUUUGUUUGUCUCCUGGUUCAUUCUCCACGGGCCAUGGAGGAUUUGAAGUUUUCCCGCUACCUCUCCAUAUAUACUUUUGCCCCUCCAAAAACUUGACACAAAAAACUGAUGACUGCAGGAAAGAAUCUUGUCCCUGCUUUGCCCCUUGUUCUGCAGCGUUAAUGCCUCCUGGCUGAAGCACAAUCCUUCUUUCACUGUGCAAGAAAUCAUGGAGCAUAAGAUGAGAAAAAAAGUGGUCUGAUUUGUUCUCUGAUGACAUCAGAAAAGAAAAUGUCCAUAUACACUUUCUCCAGAAAAAUGUCUCUCUAAAAUUAGUUUGAAUUAUAAUGCUCCAGCAAGGGCUAUGUGAGCAAAAUUGUAACCUCCUGUGACCAAUAAGGACGGAUGUUGUGAGGGAGAAGACUGCAGAUCUAUACAUUAUAUUUUACUAUUCAACUUCUCUUGCUGGUCACUGUCACCCUGGCCUUAGAAUAAGGCAGAUUCUCUGAGCAUUUAAGUGUGUCAGCAAUAAAAACUUGCCACAGAUAAAAA